GUAGGAUAUUAAGCCCUUAUUGGGAAUGAGGAGCCAUUUUCUCCAGCAUCCCAAGUACUGGCCAUUGCCAAAUGCAGGUACUCGACUAAGGUAGAUGACCGAGUGGUAUGCAAUCCUAAUGCUAGAAUUGAUAAAGGCAUGGCAGCUCCAAGGGACGAAUAAAAAAAUAAAUAGGUACAAAGUUUAUGAGACUAUUUGCAAAUUGCUGCCAUACUAGAUACAUGCAGCGGUUUUCUUAUUCACAGUCUAAACAGAGGCCACUUGGGACCCUUCUUUCCUUUUAUCUACGACUGAAAUAACCUUUUGUCAGGUGUCCGAGGAAGAUGGACUUCCACAAGCUCCUCUACACCAUCAGUGAGGCUCUGGCCACAGAAGACCUGGUGGCUCUGAAGUUUCUAAGCCUGGAACACAUCCCACUGCGGAAGCAGGAAGGCAUCCGUGAUCCUGAGGCCUUAUUCCUAGCACUCGAGGAAAAGGGCAUGAUGGAGGAAGACAAUCUGUCCUUCUUAAAGGAGCUGCUGUUCAGGAUAAACCGCAUAGACAUCCUAACUGAUAAACUGAGCUCCAGCAGAGAGGAGAUGGAGAGGGAGCUUCAAAUUCCAGGGAGGGCAAAGGUAUCUCAGUUCAGGUACCUGCUCUUCCAGCUCUCAGAAAACAUAACAACAGAUGAAUUGAAAUCUUUGAAGUUUCUUCUGAUCAAAGAGCUUCCGAAGUGCAAGCUGGACAAUGAGAUGACACUGAUCGAUGUUUUCAUUGAGAUGGAGAAGAAGGGACUAGUGGCAGAAGAAAAUCUAGAAACCCUCAAGAUUAUUUGUGAGAAAAUUGACAAAAGCCUUCUGAAGAAAAUUGAAGAGUAUGAAUUAGACCGAAAUGUGGAAAUGUACAUCACGAAAGGACAUGGAGGCCAAACAGAAGUCUCUGAAGUCCAGGACAGCCUUUGGCCUUCUCAGACUGCAUCGGAUUCUCCAGGCAUCCAAGAAGAAACCCAGCAGCCUGACUUGUACAAAAUGAGCAGCCGGCCCCGUGGAAUCUGCCUGAUCCUGAACAAUCAUGACUUUACAAAAGCAAGAUCAGAGGUGCCUAAACUUCAAAACAUAAAAGACCGGAACGGAACAGACGCCGAUGCAGCGGCUCUGAGAAAGGUCUUUACCAAACUUCACUUUGAGAUAGCAGAACACAAAGACCUCACUGCAGAGCAAAUCCGUCACACAGUGCACGUCUACAGGAACAUGGACCAUCGUGACCGGGACUGCUUUGUUUGCUGCAUCCUCUCCCAUGGUGAUAAAGGCAUCAUAUUUGGUACUGAUGGGCAGGAAACAUCUAUCCAGGCACUAACCACUUCUUUCACUGGCAUGAACUGCCCCUCACUUGCUGGAAAACCAAAAGUGUUCUUCAUUCAGGCCUGCCAAGGUGACACAUUCCAGAGAGGGGUACAUAUAGAAACAGAUUCUACAGAGCUGGGUUCUUCUGUAGAGGCAGAUGCAAGAUUUCAACUGGAGUGCAUUCCAGAUGAGGCAGACUUCCUGCUUGGAAUGGCCACUAUGAAGGAUUUUGUUUCCUACAGAAGCACAACCCAGGGCACUUGGUAUAUACAAUCACUGUGCGAGCACUUGGAGAAGAGCUGUCCACGAGGAGAGGAUAUUCUCUCGAUCCUGACAGCAGUGAACCGGGAGGUGAGCAGGAAGAAUGACAGGCUGAACCAAGGGAAGCAGAUGCCACAGCCCAGUUUCACACUCAGGAAAAAACUCAUCUUCCCGGUCAACUGAACAGGGAACUGUAGUCACCCCAACUUGAAAUCGGCUAUGGAAAAGUCUGCAGUCAGUUCUGGACUUUCGUUUGCUACAAAAUUAGAGCUUUCAGUAUGUGCUCUCAGCUUGGGAACAAACAUACCUUUUUUUUGAAAUGUAGCUUUCCAGAGAGCAGGCUAUUUCAUUCGAAGUGUUCACUUUUUGUAGUCUGUCAGAACUGUGAGUACAACCAGGUUGCUGGAUAGCUCAAUGCUCUCACCAGUGCCUGUAGAUCAGUGUUUCUCAGCGACCGGUCCGUGGACCGGCACCGGUCCCUGAUAUCUCCCUGACACAGUUUAGGAAGGGAGCAAGCCAGUCCCUGGUAUCAAAAAGGUUGAGAAACACUGCUGUAGAUGAUAGCAGGUAUUAAUAUAGAGGCACUUGGCCACUUUUUCAAAUGAUGUAUUUUUCAGGGAGAACUAUCUACCAAAUUUGGAAAACAAGAUAUUGACUAACUUAGAAUCAAGUUUAGGGUUGUGCACACAUGUAAUUAGUUUAUGAUCAGCUUGUACAAAAAUAAAAGUAAGUUUCAGAAAAUUUUAUCUCCCUGAAAAUAAGGAUACACAUUUUAGUCCAACAAGAUAGAUUUGGAAUUUUUUUUUUUGAAAGUAGAUGGCAAGGGCUUACACCAGAAGUGCGUUUUCAAAGCACUGUUGCUAUUAACCUGCCUGACCAUCAUAGUAAGUUCUUUUCUUAAUAAAGUGUCCAUUAUACUUAUUCAGCUUCUGUUCUCAAUAAAUCUAACUCUCCAGUUCCACACACUGCUCUCCAGUAUAGCCAGUCAGACAGUGACAGCAAGAGCCUCCAUAUUUCAGAGCAUCUGCUUUUAGCAGCCUAAGAAUUAAGUCAGUUGUGAAGGUGCAACCCUAGGGAAGCCUGAAGUGGUUGGGCAGCCCGGGGAAACUAAUUUACUUACCUCACUGGUUUUCAAAUCCUACUUCUAGUAACAGAGCACAGAAGAAAGCCAAAUAGCCACAAUCACCACACUCACUUCUUGCAACAUCUCCCUUGGUAGAUGGGACUCCAAGCACUGCUGGGCUUGUGAGCUUUGAUGCUAUUACAAGGUAAAGACGGGUUGCAAAUGAUAUAAAAUAAAGGUAAGCAACAGCAAAGUUAGUUGUCCAUUCCAUACAGCCUCAGCCAAGUGUAGGAAGGACUCUGACUAGAAGUCUGACUGCCUGGGAGGAGGAGCAUCCCCAUUUAUAGUAGCAAAUAACUAUUGUAGUAAUGAUU
This is a messenger RNA of Terrapene triunguis (Three-toed box turtle), 3020 nucleotides long. It is a transcript of the gene CASP8, whose product is annotated as caspase 8. Gene Ontology annotation, molecular function: cysteine-type endopeptidase activity; protein binding. Gene Ontology annotation, biological process: regulation of apoptotic process; proteolysis; apoptotic process. The record is from RefSeq and is a predicted model, not a curated record. Bases 324 to 1766 code for a protein of 480 amino acids. The transcript has 8 exons. Lineage: Eukaryota; Metazoa; Chordata; Testudines; Emydidae.